Molecule: messenger RNA, 2547 nt
Organism: Oncorhynchus kisutch (coho salmon)
Lineage: Eukaryota; Metazoa; Chordata; Actinopteri; Salmoniformes; Salmonidae
Gene: fev
Product: FEV transcription factor, ETS family member
Exons: 3
Coding region: 401-1060 (219 amino acids)
Biological process (GO): regulation of transcription by RNA polymerase II; cell differentiation
Cellular component (GO): nucleus
Molecular function (GO): sequence-specific DNA binding; DNA-binding transcription factor activity, RNA polymerase II-specific
Source: RefSeq, a predicted model, not a curated record
ACAUGAAAUAGGCUUUUGUGUUUGCAAAGGGGUAAAGAGGCGGAAAAGAGAGAGGCUCUGAACUGGCUUCCAUGUCAUACACUUAAAUUCUCCAUAGAAACUCUGAUCUUAACGCGGAAACUUUAUUAAACCCUGAUGGUGGAUUGAUAAGACCGAAUUUCUCUCGGCUUGAUUUUAUUGUGGAGACCGGGGAGGGAUGACAGAGGUAAAUUGCUAUUUUAAUUAAAGCAAUGCACCAGAGGAAAUUGCUGUCUGAAUAUUGUCUCAGAGAUGGGGUUUGUGACAGUUGCCUGGAAACUUCAAUCUGUCCCACAUUUAUUCCAGAUCACAGUUAUAAGAUAAAGUUUAAUACAAAUCUUUGCCCGAAUGAAAUCCAACCCUUUCUUGAACAACAGCUACAAUGAAACAGAACUGCGGAGGAAACGUUAUGUUUAACAUGUAUCUCUCAGAUCCAACAGAACAUCUGUUGAAAGAAAGCAAAAGUGGAUCCUGGAGUCCCUCAAAUACAGGGGCUCAAAAAGGUAGUGGACAGAUUCAGCUAUGGCAGUUUCUCCUCGAACUCCUGUCAGACAGCGCCAACAUGUCCUGCAUUACCUGGGAAGGGACGAACGGAGAAUUCAAGCUAAUUGACCCUGAUGAGGUGGCCCGGCGAUGGGGCGAGCGCAAAAGCAAGCCCAACAUGAACUACGAUAAACUCAGCCGCGCAUUGCGGUACUACUACGACAAAAACAUCAUGACAAAGGUCCAUGGGAAGCGAUAUGCUUACAAAUUCGACUUUCACGGCUUGGCACAGGUGUGUCAACCCUCAACAACAGAGCAAGCGCUUUAUAAAUUCCAGAGUAAUUUUGCCCCUAUUCCUUUUUCAGGGAUUUCCAAGCUAAGCCUCGUUGGUCCAGGCGUUGGUCCGUCCGGAUUCUCCUAUUGGCCGGGUUCGCCACCCACUCUCUACCACAGUCACAACCUCCAACCCCCGGGACCAUUUGGUGCUGUGUCCGCUUCGCACAUCAACUGUGUCAACAACAUCAACAACCUGAAUAAUAUCAAUAACCACUACAAUUGACUACUAUUAAUCCACCAAUGAGGCCUAAUCAUAAUUAUUGAUGGUUGAUGUAAUUUAAAGCGUGCCUUUUGGAUUAGGCCUAAUGAUGAUUUUUCCUUUCGAAAUGUUAUCUUGUGAACCCAAGACAUUGUCUGAUCCUAACUGAAUAUGCCAAGGCGCAAUUCAUUAAACAUUUUGUGCAAUAUUUCAAAUGUAAUAACAUGCGUUUUCAGAUAGGCUAUGUAUUUUAGACUAAACCCAGAUUAAGAACCCUUUUCUUUACAAUUUAUUUGGUCUUUGAUUCGACAGGACACUGGUGCCUACACCUCUGAAAUUGCCUGGGCUUUUAGCGCCAUCACGUGGCUAUUAAUUAAACAUAUAAAUACGGAAUUGUUCUCAGAUAGGUUUGCAGUGCACUAAUUUCAAAGUAGGAUUAUUAGUGCCGGUCUAAAAACAUUAUGGAGAUAAAGAUAUGUCGUCGCCAAUAUAUUCCCCAAUGACUCCCACUUUAGAUAGCCUUGGUUAUUUGAAGGUUCCAAUGCAGACGUGUUUAUCUCAAUAUCAAAUCAUUUCUGGGUAACUAUUAAGUACCUGUCUUUGUUUUCAAUUCAAAUGGUCAAAAAGAAGAAAAUAGCAAUGAGUAAUUUCUCAAGCAAGAAUUUUGUUAGUACUGUCUGGGAGUGGUCUGAGUGGGGAGGGGAAAACGGAACAUUAGCUGUUAUUGGCAGAGAGGUUUUGAACUCUCUUUCAUUGCAGACCCUGGUUUGAUUCCAGGCUGUAUCACAACCGGCUGUGAUUGGCAGUCCCAUAGGGCGGCGCACAAUUGGCCCAGCGUCGUCCGGGUUUGGCAGGGGUAGGCCGUCAUUGUAAAUAAGAAUUUGUUCUUAACUGGCUUGCCUACUUAAAUAAAGGUUAAAUAAAAAUAAAUACAUUCCUGUUGGUUGGUCUAUUAACUCAUUUAGCGCCUGGUGAUGUCACCAGGUAGGCCAAUACUCCAUCCCACCAAACAGACUGACAUUUCAGUUGGUCUUUUCAAACAGCUCUUACACUAAAAGGGCAUUAUCCUAAUUUUCACAAUUUAACAGUAAUAUUCCAACCUCAUAGUGUGGAAUAUAUUUAUAUAUAUACAUAUAAAAACACAUGAAAUCACGUUUUUGACUGCACUGGGCCUUUAAGCCUACUUUAGACAUACACAUGCAGUCUACGAUACAGUACAGUGCAGAUACAGUCCUUUAGUUUUGACAACAACCACGUUUGUUUUUUCCUUUUAUACGUUUUAUUUUGACAUUUUAUGCAUGAAAAAAGCAAUAGAUUAUUUAAGUAUAAUUUUAAACCUUUUAGAAAUUAUUUAUUUGAAAUUGUAGGCUAAAAAUGCCAGUUGAUAUCAUGAAUGAAAUUGUGCCAUGUUAUUUUACAUAGGCCUACAUUUAAUUUAGCCGAAUUAUCACAUAACUGUAUGAAAAUGUUUAUAAGUCCGUCAACCAUGUUGUAUAAAAGCAUCAUCCUCA